AUGGACCACCAACAGCAGUCCUCAAAGACAAAUACAGCAGACAACAUCAAUACUACCAAAGACUACCAACUUGACUAUUCAAAUAGACAUCCUAAAAAACAACGACACGAAAGCUCUUCUC
This is a messenger RNA of Racocetra persica, 121 nucleotides long. The record is from the annotation of a GenBank genome assembly. Lineage: Eukaryota; Fungi; Glomeromycota; Glomeromycetes; Diversisporales; Gigasporaceae.